Messenger RNA from Purpureocillium takamizusanense, 2467 nucleotides. It is a transcript of the gene HEM1, whose product is annotated as 5-aminolevulinate synthase. Gene Ontology annotation, biological process: heme biosynthetic process. The record is from RefSeq and is a predicted model, not a curated record. Gene Ontology annotation, molecular function: 5-aminolevulinate synthase activity; pyridoxal phosphate binding. NCBI's taxonomy places the organism in Eukaryota, Fungi, Ascomycota, Sordariomycetes, Hypocreales, Ophiocordycipitaceae. The transcript is spliced from 2 exons. Bases 49 to 2253 code for a protein of 734 amino acids. Gene Ontology annotation, cellular component: mitochondrion.
AACGGCUGCCGUUCGGAGGGCGGGACCCCCCUGCACGUGGACGGCAGAAUGAGGGACACUCUGGUGGCACCCGCCUUGCAACUUACUCAAGUCAUCGACUCAGGACAAAAACCUGCGCCUCGUUUCCCAUCGCCAUCCUCCCCCCAACCAUCUUGCUGUUCACCAGACUGUUUCGCUUCGCCUGUGUCGUUGUCUCUACGGGCUCCGUACGACGAUCGACGCUGUCGCGCAGAGCAUCGUCAGAGCCCAGCGCUGUUGAUCGACUUUCUUCCAGCCCAAUCCUCGCUCGGUCUUCGCCGACGCCCCACCAUAUUCCGCCACUUCGUGCACUCGAUCUGUCUCGACGACGACAAACUAUCCCAAUCGACCCGGACUUUGGGACACGAUCCUGGUAUAGGCAUCAUGGACAGUGUUCUUCGCCAGUCCAAGGCCAUGUGCCCUUUCCUCAAGGCCGCGUCGCCCGCCACGCUGCGGGCCAUGUCCACAUCGGCUCGCCCCAAGGCGUCGCCCUGCGGCGGCACCAUGUCCAAGUUGCAGCUCUACGCCCAUCGCUGCCCCGUCAUGGGCAAGGCCCUGGCCGUGCAGUCCGCCCGCACCGGUGGUGCCCCCGCUGGUCUUCGUGCCUUCUCCGGCCACGGCAAGGCGGCUGCCAAUCGGGCUCGCAUUCACACGAGCCGCAACCAGGAGGCCCGGGCCGUCGACAACCCCAUUCUCGAGGGCCGGGAUGAAGCUCGUAUACCGCCCGGCAUGGCCGUCCCUCGCAAGGAUGCCGCACCCGCCGUUGGCGCCGGCCUCUCCCACGACGCGGGCAAGUUCAACUACGACGCCUUCUAUAACGUUGAAUUGGACAAGAAGCACAAGGACAAGUCUUACCGCUAUUUUAACAACAUCAACCGCCUCGCGAGGGAGUUUCCCCGUGCUCACAUGGCCAACAAGGAGGAUCGUGUUACUGUUUGGUGCGCCAACGACUACCUCGGCAUGGGUCGCAACUCUCGCGUCUUGAACAAGAUGCACGAGACCCUUGAUGAGUACGGCGCUGGUGCCGGCGGCACGCGAAAUAUCUCAGGCCAUAACAAACAUGCCGUCGAACUCGAGGGGACAUUGGCCAAGUUGCAUGCCAAGGAGGCCGCGCUGGUCUUCAGCUCCUGCUACGUCGCCAACGACGCCACUCUCGCGACUCUGGGUAGCAAGCUGCCCGACUGCGUCAUCCUCUCUGAUAGCUUGAACCAUGCUUCCAUGAUUCAGGGCAUUCGCCAUUCCGGCACGAAGAAGAUUGUCUUCAAGCACAAUGACGUGGCCGAUCUCGAGGCCAAGCUUGCUUCCCUACCCCUGCAUGUCCCCAAGAUCAUCGCCUUUGAGUCUGUCUACAGCAUGUGCGGCUCAAUUGGACCGAUUGAGAAGAUUUGCGACCUGGCAGAUAAGUAUGGUGCCAUCACCUUUCUCGAUGAAGUGCAUGCUGUCGGCAUGUACGGUCCACAUGGCGCUGGUGUUGCUGAGCACCUGGACUGGGAGGCACAUCGCCAAGGCCGGCCCUCGGGCUCUGUCAUGGACCGCAUCGACAUCAUCACGGGCACGCUUGGCAAAGCCUAUGGCUGCGUUGGCGGCUACAUUGCCGGCAGCAAUAAGUUGGUGGACAUGAUCCGAUCCUUGGCCCCUGGGUUCAUCUUCACGACCUCGCUGCCGCCGGCGACUAUGGCCGGGGCAAAGGCCUCGAUUGAGUAUCAGAUGGAAUACGAUGGCGACCGUCGUCUGCAGCAGCUUCAUACACGGGCUGUCAAGGAGGAAAUGAACGCGCGGGACAUCCCGGUCAUCCCGAACCCGUCUCACAUCAUCCCCCUUCUGGUUGGCAACGCGGAGCUUGCCAAAGCUGCCUCGGACAUGUUGCUGCAGGACUACCAGAUCUACGUCCAGUCGAUCAACUAUCCCACGGUGCCUGUGGGCCAAGAGCGCCUCCGCAUCACGCCGACCCCAGGACACACUAAGGAGUAUCGUGACGAGCUGGUGGCCGCUGUGGACGAGAUUUGGACUCGCUUGGGCAUCAAGCGCACCUCGCAGUGGGCUGCCGAGGGCGGCUUCAUCGGCGUUGGGGAACCGGGUAACGUCGCGCAGCCACUCUGGACGAACAAGCAGCUGGGCAUCGAGGAGGCGGCGCAGGAGAUGAAGGCCACGGGCGACGCGAGCCAAGGCUUCACCGAGGCGCUCCUUGCGCGCGAGAGCCAUAGUGUGACCCGCGUGGCCAGCGCCGCCGCCUAAGCGGUCCCCGUAGCAUGCAAGUGCCGGUCGGUAGUUGAGCCGGACACUUGGAUUGCUACCGUUGGCCGCGGCCGACACUGACGUUACUUUCAUACCUGACCAAUUGACUGAAAGCUUUUGAGGGACACGCGAUGUUCCCGCCAUGAAUCGAUGAAAGCUUCACCGUAUGGCCACUGGGUGAUAUCGUUCGUAGUAGUAAUACACCUCACGAUGC